GUGUCUGUCAAAUUUCAGAGCCAGAACGGAAUUAUCAUUGUUUUUACCUUCUUUGUGCAGCACCACCAGAGGCAGGUUUUUCACUGGAUCUUCUUUCAUAUUGCUCAUCCCUUUUAUGAAAAACUCUUAAAUUUAUAGUCAAAACAUUAUUUUUAAUAGUCUUCAAAUCUCACAGGAAGUUGCGAAAUACAAGUUGGGAGAUCCUAAAUCAUUUCACUAUCUUAACCAAUCAAAUUGCUAUGACCUCGUUUGUAUAAGUGAUGCUCAUGAUUAUCUUGCCACUAGGAGAGCUAUGGAUAUUGUCGGAAUCAGUCAGAAAGAUCAAGUAUAGCCUUUGUAUUCAAAAAUGUGUUUGCCAUAUUUCCACAUUUUUUUUAAUAGAGUAAAAUUGGAAAAACUUCUCUGUUUCUGUCAGGAUGCAAUUUUCAGAGUUGUGGCUGCAAUUCUUCAUCUUGGUAAUGUUGAAUUUACUAAGGGGAAAGAAAUUGAUUCUUCUGUUUUAAAAUAUGACAAAUCCAAAUUCCAUCUUCAAACGGCAGCAGACCUUCUCAUGUGUGAUCUUGGUGCAUUGGAAGAUGCACUGCUAAAGCGUGUAAUGAUCACCCCAGAAGAAGUUAUCAGGAGAAGUCUUGAUCCUGUUCAAGCAACAGUUAGCAGGGAUGGUUUAGCUAAGACAAUAUAUUACCGUUUGUUUGACUGGUUAGUUGAUACAGUUAAUGUUUCAAUUGGACAAGAUCCUAACUUGAAUGAUAUACAGUUAGCAGGGAUGUUUCAAUUUUAGUUGAUACUGAUUUUUGUAUUAAUUUCACAAAUGAGAAGCUGCAGCAACAUUUCAACCAGCAUGUGUUCAAGAUGGAGCAAGAAGAGUACACAAUAGAGGAGAUCAACUGGAGCUAUAUAGAAUUUGUUGACAAUCAAGAUGUCCUGGAUCUUAUUGAAAAGGUUCACCUCUUUAGUCUAGUAUUUUUUUUUUUGUCAUUUAAUGAUUGCAUGUACUUGUGUUUUUUUGGCUAUAUUUAUUCUUUGGUAAUCUUGCAUACUUUGGGCCUAGCUUAUAAGCAAGGAACUUUAGCUAGAUGGGGUAUUUACUUCCUGCUAAAGUGAAAGUACUUAGUGAGGUUUCCAUCCAGUUCUAGUGUUUCCAGAGAUACAAGCAUACUUGAAGACAACUUGGCUAAGAUGUCUAUUCUUCAUCAAAUUGGUAGGCAACAUAAAAUAUAUUUGUAUG
Molecule: messenger RNA, 1228 nt
Organism: Camellia sinensis
Lineage: Eukaryota; Viridiplantae; Streptophyta; Magnoliopsida; Ericales; Theaceae
Source: RefSeq, a predicted model, not a curated record